GGGGGCGGGCUCUGGACUCCGGGCUCUGGGUACCGGCUGCGGCUUGGGUCUCUUCGCUGCCGGCUCCUGCGAGAACUGCAGACUUUCCGGCUUCCAGCCGCCGCCUCCGCCUUAGCCACAGCCGCCUGGUUCUGCUCUUGGCCGAACUUCCCUGGACCAUGGCCAACACCGAGCGCACCUUCAUUGCCAUCAAGCCCGACGGCGUCCAGCGGGGCCUGGUCGGGGACAUCAUCAAACGCUUUGAGCAGAAGGGAUUCCGCCUCGUGGGCAUGAAGUUCUUGAGGGCUUCAGAGGAACAUCUGAAACAGCACUAUGCUGACCUGAAGGACAGGCCAUUUUUCCCUGGACUUGUGAAGUACAUGAAUUCUGGGCCUGUUGUAGCCAUGGUCUGGGAGGGCUUGAAUGUGGUGAAGACAGGCAGAGUGAUGCUGGGGGAGACCAACCCAGCCGAUUCCAAGCCAGGCACUAUUCGUGGGGAUUUCUGCAUUCAGGUUGGCAGGAACAUCAUUCAUGGCAGCGAUUCUGUAAAAAGUGCUGAGAAGGAGAUCAGCCUGUGGUUUAAGCCUGAAGAGCUAGUUGACUAUAAAUCUUGUGCUCAUGACUGGGUCUAUGAAUAAGGAUUUAAAAAGUGGAUCUGGACUGGACCCACUCCUUUUAGUAGUAGCUGUGGUAUACUUGUGUGUUUGUCACUGACUGUAUGUGUGUGCAUGUGUGUCUGUCCUUGAAUACAACAUUUCACCAGGGGAUUGAAAGGAAUUGAAACCAUCAUUUUCUAAAAUACUUUAAUCCUGUUCAAUAAAGCCUUGGAAAUAAGAGAAA
Molecule: messenger RNA, 819 nt
Organism: Sarcophilus harrisii (Tasmanian devil)
Lineage: Eukaryota; Metazoa; Chordata; Mammalia; Dasyuromorphia; Dasyuridae
Gene: NME2
Product: NME/NM23 nucleoside diphosphate kinase 2
Exons: 5
Coding region: 159-617 (152 amino acids)
Biological process (GO): GTP biosynthetic process; regulation of apoptotic process; UTP biosynthetic process
Molecular function (GO): nucleoside diphosphate kinase activity
Source: RefSeq, a predicted model, not a curated record